CGGGGGGGCAGCGCCCGGCGGCGGCCGGGAUAAUGCGGCUGCGGGGCCGCGCCGCCCAGCCCGGAGGCAUCGCCAGCGGGGCGCCCCCGCCGCCUCCACCGCCACCACCAUGUCCCCCCCGGCCUCGGCGGCCGCGGCCGGCGAGGGAGGAGGCAGCAGCGCGUCGGUGCCGCCGGAGGAGGCGGAGGGGGGCCGAGAGGAGCAGCGGCCGGUGAAGCAGUCUCUCAGCAAGUCGCUGUGCCGGGAGUCCCACUGGAAAUGCCUGCUGCUGUCGCUGCUGAUGUACGGCUGCAUGGGAGCCAUGACGUGGUGCCACGUCACCAAGGUGACCCGGCUGACCUUCGACAGCGCCUACAAGGGCAAGUCCAUGAUGUACCACGACAGCCCCUGCUCCAACGGCUACGUCUACAUCCCGCUGGCCUUCCUGGUGAUGCUCUACGUGGUGUACCUGGUGGAGUGCUGGCACUGCUACACCCGCAACGAGCUGCAGUACAAAGUGGACGUGGAAAGCGUGCAUGAGCGAGUGCAGCGGAUGCAGCAGGCCACCCCGUGCAUCUGGUGGAAGGCCAUCAGCUACCACUACGUCCGGAGGACCCGGCAGGUGACCCGCUAUCGCAACGGGGAUGCCUACACCACCACCCAAGUGUAUCACGAGCGGGUCAACACCCACGUGGCAGAGGCCGAGUUUGACUAUUCCAACUGCGGAGUUAAGGAUAUCUCCAAGGACCUCAUUGACCUGGAGAGCUACCCGGCCACGCGGCUCCGCUUCACCAAGUGUUUCAGCUUUGCCAACGUGGAGUCGGAGAACUCCUACCUGACCCAGCGGGCCCGCUUUUUCACGGAGAACGAGGGCCUGGAUGACUACAUGGAGGCCAGGGAGGGAAUGCACCUCAAAAACGUGGACUUCAAGGAAUACAUGGUGGCCUUUUCCGACCCAGACAACCUGCCUUGGUACGUAUCCCACUAUGUCUUCUGGGUGGCUGCUCUGCUGACCCUAUCCUGGCCCCUGCGGGUGCUAAAUGAGUACCGCACCUCCUACGUCCAUUACCACGUGGAGAAACUCUUUGGGUUUGACUAUGUGGCGGUGACGCCGGCCGAGGAGCGCUCCUUCUGCCGGAGGAUGCCCCGCGUCAACACGGUGGACAGCACCGAGCUGGAGUGGCACAUCCGAUCCAACCAGCAGCUGGUGCCCAGCUACUCGGAAGCGGUCCUGAUGGACUUGGUGGGGCUGUCUGGCUGCACCAGCUACUCGGCGUGCCGCUACGGGGGCUACCGGCAGAACUGCGAGCGGUGCCACAGGACUAUAAGCAGCUCUUCCAUCUUCUCCCGCAGUGCCCUGAGCAUCUGCAACGGCAGCCCCCGCAUCCCCUUCAGCAGCAGCCGCUUCUCGCUGGGCCGCCUCUACGGCUCACGGCGCAGCUGCCUGUGGCAGAGCCGGAGCGGGAGCCUGAACGAGCAGAGCUGCCCCACGGAGCAGACCCGCCUCUCCAGCCAGGUCACGGUGGAGGAGGAAGACCCCCCUCCUUACCAGGACGCCCUCUACUUCCCCAUCCUCAUCGUGCACCGCAACGAAGGCUGCCUGAACCACGACCACCGUCACCUCCACCGCAACGGGUCCUGCGUGGAGACCUCACUGUGAAGGCGGGGGGCAGUGGGAUCUUGUUGCCAAUGGCCUGGCCCGAGCCAGCGCAGGAUCUGGGGAGAAGAGCGCCGGGGAGGGAGACGGCCCGGGAGGACGAGGUGGGACGGAGCGGUGGCUCUGACCUCCUGGGGAGGUGAGUGAUGGUGCUCUCCCUGACAUGGCACAGAACUCUAGACCGACCACCACAUGCAAAAAAGAAACCCCAAAACCAUAAUUCAGCAGCGUCGAGAUCCAAAGGGGGGAAUGAAAAGACAGGCCUGUUGCAGGGAGGGGGGUGCUUCAGCUCCCAGCUCCGUCUCCAGGCUGGCUUAUGCUCCGAGGAAGCAGCGACCACCAGGCAGCACCCUGCCGCAUUCUCGUCAGCCCUGCUCCCAAUUGCGCCAGAGCCAGAGCCCUCGCAGGGUGGAGGGAGCGACGUUACCUGCCCGUGCCUGAAGGCCUAGGGUGCCCGGGCACGUGGAGCUGACGGGCAGGUUAGAGAGAAGGCUGAGCACCAUGAAUCCAGCUUCCCCCUGCCCCAACCGUUUCCCACCGUCCCUGUUUGUUUUUUAGACCAUGCUCCGACUGUUACAUGCUCUUGGGGCUGGGAACGGCAUCGUCUCCAGAGGACCCCAGGCACGGCUCCCAAGGAAGCUUCGGGAUGCCAGCUCUGAGGGUCAGCAUCCCGGGGGCAAAGGACUGUGUGCUCGGGAUGAGCGCGGGCAGGGAUGGAGGUGCGGACCCAGGUGGAGCGGAGAGCGACAGCAACAGACCUGCCGGCUGGAGGAGGGCUCAGCUGGAGGGAGAGCGGGAGGCCCCUGGUGAGCUGGGGAAGGGGAAGGGGCUGGGGCUGGGACAGCAUCGUGCUAAUAGCUGGUGUGUCUGUUGGCAGAGGUCCCCAGCCUUGAAGCGGGUCCUGAUUGCUUCAGGCAGGCAUCAAGGAAGGCUCUGGUAGGUUCAGCUGCAGCUCACCCAUUGGUAGUAGGCCAGCAGGGUGGUGCAUGUCUGCAAGAGGGUGUUGUGCACUAAAUCAGGCUGGUUUCUGGCUGCAGGCUGAGCCGCGGACUUCUGGCAGCCUGGUUUUGGCAGAGAGCUCUGAGGGGCAUUGAGGGAGAAAUGUAAAAACAUGCUGGAGAGUUGGGAACCCCAGGCUGGGGACGUGGGGAGCACAGCAGGGAGGCGUCCGCCACCAGAACAGAGCCUGGGGAGGUGUUAGAGGGGAGCCUGCUUAAAACUGGGCAGCUUUCACUACUGGGGUAUUUCCAGAGAGGCGUCAGGCUGCGAGGAGCAAGGUGAGGUCUGUGUAGCUCCCUCUCUUAUCUGCCUUGCUCUGGUCAGGGCACGCUGGCCUGCACGGAGCUCUGUGCUGUCCCCUGCUAGGAAGGAGCUCGGUGGCGCUGGGCAAGGAGCCUUCAUGUCACCAAGUCUACAUCAGCGCCUGCAGCACAAGGGCAUCCAGCUUUUCUUCUCCAUCAGCAUGUCCCCAGGUCUCUCGUGUCACUGUUCUCAGAAAAGCUGUCUCCUUUUCCAUCAGCUGUUUUGGGAGUUGGAUGCCAAGGCAGCCAGUGACUUCUCCUGACAGCACUUCUCAGCCUCACCACGCUUCCCUCAUCCGCUGGGGCAGAAGACAUCCGAGAGCAAGGUGUCGUGGGUCACAGGAGCAAGUCCAUUAGCACCUGGUCACUCGAGCUUGGUGUCUGCCUCCACAUCCGUAUCGGAAGGGCAAGACAUAACAGCAAACAGCGAGGCACUGUGUUUAAUCCAGCCACUCUUCCUCCUCCCAACUUGUUAACAAAGGAUCUGUUUCUCUAGUCACGCCACUGCAUUGCUGCACCGACCAGGUCUUGGGGACCACGUCAUCUGACUUUUGAAAAUCAUCUCUAGUGGAUUAAGUUUAGAAUUGCAGGAUCCUUCUCUAACGAUCGCUGCAUCUCUGCAGGAUACACAGACAAGCAAGGCUGGGCUUGGCUUUGCCCCCAGGGUUGUUCCUUCUUCUGCUCUGUGCCUGCAUGCCCUGGACAGCAUCUCUUGCCCUCCCGGAUUGAUUUGUCCUCCUGGGUCUCAAGGGCUAGACUCCAAACAAUGGUGAUUUGAACGCGAAGUCCCUUAAAAUCUCACUCUGUUAUGCUUCUGUCUUGUAAUCUACCCUUCCUCUCGCUGCCAGAUCUAGAUGUUGGCUUAAAUAAGAGGGCCUCUGUGGAAACAGGGAAGCACAAGGUCUCCGGUGUGGGUACAUCCUCCUCUGCUUUUUGUUCUCGUUCUCAUUGGCACAAAUUCAGGCCGGGUAGAAGUGCCCUGUUGGCUGUCCUGGAAUUUCCUUGCUCAGUGAUUACAUUUGGCUUGCUGGGCGCUUGUGCUUCUCUCUCCGAGGGCCCGAUGUAAGCUCAGGCCAAUGCUGAGGAUCCUGGUGAGUCUCAGGAGGUAGUGAUGUGGGCUUGUAUGUCCUGGUGAAUCAGGAGACGUUCAGCCAGUGGAGCUACUGUGGGUCACUAGUGAGGCGUGUGUGUCCUUUCCAACGUAUUCUCUUUGAAAUCUCCUCCACAUUGCUUACAUUCAGCUGCAGUGGCUCAUCUUUUUAUCCCUAGCCUCCAAGGUGCGUUGGACAGAUGGAUUUAUCACAGGUUUGGCAGGCCUUCUAGCUCCCUAGGGCACAGAAAGUCCUCCAAAUAGGGACAGGUUACUGGGGUGUCUGUGCCCUAUCCCUUAGCUGCACCGCUCUGCUGGCAGAUGCCUCAUGCCUCAUCAUCUGCCCAUGCCUUGGCCCUUUUUGGGCUUCCUCAUGAGGUUUCUUCAGGAGCACACAGGCCCAGGCUCCGGAAGGCUCUGCUUUUUUCCACGUGCCCUUCAUCCCUUGCAGCUUUCCAUGGCCGCGGAGUCAGACUCGGCACGGCGCUUGCCAGCGGGUUUUCCUCUCACGCCAGGGCAGGGGAAGUGGGAGCACGGCCAGCUCCUUGUCCCGGCGCGUCGUGUCGCUGACACAGCCCCCGAAGAGCGCUGCUGCACCCUGUCAUACGGCCGGGCAACGCGUCAGGGCUGCUUGGUGUUUCCUCUUGCUGCCAGUGCACUUGUCAAGUACUUAAAAGCUCUCCAGCUUCCUUGAACUAGAGAGAACUGAUGUGUGAGGGGCUCUGGAUUAGGCGAUCCUCAAGGGGCAUCUCCACCCAUUUAUCCAUCUUUCAGCACACACUGGACGCUUCCCAGAUGGUGCCCAGUACUUUGCUGAUGCAGAGCCAGGCAGUGAAACCGACCAGCCUGGGGGUCCUUCUUGAGCCCCCCCUGAAUGCCACGCAGGCUGCACCAAAAAGGGAGGUUUCGGGGAGGGCUUUUGGGCUGAACGACUGUGGGGCCGUUCAUUAGGACAGGGGGAAGCAGUGUCAGACUGUGGCCUACCCCAAGCCUUCCAGAAUCACACUCCAGGCAAAUACUCAGGGUUAGUGCUGGGGAAGCUGCUGUUUGACUUCAAACAAGCACAAACCCCUCCUUCACCUUCCCCAGAAAUGCACAUUGGAGACCCACCCCACCCCUGCCCUCUUUGUUGCCUUUCUCCAUUCGUGCUCAAGAGGCUGCAGAGCUGUUUAAUAACUCUGGUGGAUGCCUGUGGGGAGGGAAGGCAGGAGGAGGUUUAAGUGGAAGCCAAAGAAGGUUAGGUAGCAUCUGAUGGCAGUACAACAUGCCUGAUGAUUAGCCCUUGUGCAGAAUAAUACCUUUUAAGCUCUCCUCCCAGCCUUUCCAAUCAUGGCUUCAGUUCUGUCUGAUAUCACCAGGAUGCUGCCUUACCUCUAGCAGGGCAGAGCAGUGUGCUCCUACUCUGCUGCAGCAGCUGCAGGGUACGUGUCUGAGAUACUGCAGUAGCACCAAGGAGCUGUGUCACCAAAGAGCUACAAGUCACAAUGGUGUGGGCUUUGAAUCAUGUUCCAUUUACCUUCAGUGGUUUGAAUAAGGUCUGUGUGAAUAUGAAGGUGGGUCUGAUCGGGAUGCGUGUGAUCACAGAAACGUGGCAUGGUUUAAGCGUAGGUAUUAAUGGGCUGUGGUCGUUCCUAGUGUAAUGUUACUGAAGCCAGCGGUACUGUACCAAUGCGAGCAUGGCUUAGCAACUCCCCAGAGUGAUCUGUCCUUGAAUCCAAACUGAUCUGCCGCAGUGGUGCUUUGAUGCAUAGAGUUCAUGUUGGGACUUGGCCAACGUGAAUGAAUGUUGAAUAUCUGCUGUCUCUUCAAGCCAUGGGUUGAAUUGUUCUGCUCUGCUGCCUCCACCACAGCUGCUCCGCGAAGGGAAAUGUUAUGCCAAUGGAUGUGAUCUCGUCAGCUCCCUCAAAAGCAAGCUAAAACGAGCGAAUUGACCUCUACCGCACUGGGAGAGUAGGCUUCUUCCACAGCACUGCAGCUACACACAAGCGAAAAGAGGUCCCAAGGUCAGAACUGAACCUGCAAGGCCCAUGGCCUCAAGGACUGCCCUUCUUCCUUCCCUCCUCACCUCCUCUGUCUUACCUGGGGGAGGGACAGCUUCCUCGUGGAGGUGAGCCAGCUCCUCGUCCUGCAGCCCCAAGGCAGGCCCUACUAACAGGUACAUCAUCCACCUAUGCAACACUCCCAGGAACUGCCAAGUUUUCAGGAGCCCAUGACAACGUGCAGCAUGUCCAUCCAGCACUGAGAACAAGCACAGCUGCUGCUAAAUGGGUUUUAUUCCUCCCCUCCUAAUGAAGACUGUUUUUGUUGGGGCCUUUUGUUCAUUCGUCUGGUUUUUGUAAACUCCAGACUCCUAGGGAAACGAAGCUUGCGAGAAAUCGGUGCCCGUCCUGAACCAUCCCCAGUCCUUUGAACUUUGGGAAUGGGUGGAUCACCUACUGUGACUGUAAUUUAGUGGACUUUGUAGAGCAAAGUAACUUCACGCACAGACACACAAGGUUCUUUCACUCUCCAUCAGUGCAAGCUGCUUCUGCAACCUUAGCUACUCGCAUUAGUGAAAGAAAAAAGCCUCGCUAGAAUGUGUUGAGAUGACUUAGUAUUUUGCAUCAGUCCCACGGUCCCAAUGGCCAUUAGCAGCGCUGUCAGCUGACAUGCCAUGAAUUCAGGCUUUGGAUGGCAGCCCACGAAGCGGUCAGGGUGAAAAGGUUUGGAAGACCCAAGGCUGAGUCUGUACGCAUCUCCAGAGCACACGCAGAGAGCAGCAGCUGAAAGCAGCCAUCCCUCUGGCUCAGCACAGGGAGAAGUGGUCGGGUUUUGUUUGGGCUGCACCUGCCUUCCCAGGGAAAGCCUGCCCCUGGGGGCUGACGGGAGGGGAAAAGAAAAUCUUGGGGCAUCCGAUGAAGCAACGUGCACGGCACUGCCGAGCCAGCUGGGGAAAAAGCGGUGACGACUAAAACCCAAACGACCAGGAUUUCACUUUGAAAAUGAGAACUGCUUUUUCAAACUGAAAUGAGACUGAGAGGCCUUGAGAGUGUUUCAGGUUGCUGCUCCUUGCUUUAGAAAUGUAAUCUCUGAGGAUGGUGUGGAUUUAAGCACCCUGCUCCAGCCAGCUCAGCUAGAAUUGUGCAGUGCAGGUGGAAAAGGGAUGCCACAGGAAGGUUUGGAUAGUGCAGCAGGGGCUUUGCCGUGAGGUACGGUGAUCAGGAACGGAGGCUGGAGCUUAAAAUCCUCCUCUGCACCUAGAUAGAGGUCUGGGCUUGACAUCCAAAUGUGUAUUGAUGUGGGGCAGGGCAUGCUGCUGGGUGCCCAUGUGCACUGCUGGGGGCUGCUGCCCUGCAGAGGAGCUUGUGUUGGUGGCUUUGGUCUGGUACGGCCCCUCCGUUCCCCUAGGGAAUGGUUUGUGGGGUGACGGGGCACUGCUCGUGGCUCGUGGGAGGAAAAUCCUGACCUGUUUUUUGUAGGAGGAUGGUGCGAAGUGUCACAUUUGCUGCAGUGACUGGCAGGGAGCCGGGAUAAGAGCAUGGAGCAAGCUGUGUUUGAGAUGAAGCUGAUGCCCUGCCGGCUGCCUGAAGUGCGAGAGCUGUUGGAUCUGCUCCCUGGCCAGCGCGCUGCGGAUCUGCUCACCCUCCCCAAACCUGGUGUGAAAAUUGUCUCUUGUGGCUGUGCGGGACCAGGGGGCCUGCAGAGAGGGUGUACGGGGUCAGCCCUCAGAGGCUUUGCAGGUGGGGUGGUUUCAGUGGGAGACGCGAGGCCAGGCAGGGCAGGACACUGCUGUGCUGGAGCAGCGGUGUUUGGAGGCAAGGAGAGGGAGCGGGGCAUCGGGUGGAGAAGGCCUGGGACAAAGCAAGCUUUUGGGGCAAGCUGCGCGUGCCCAAGGGGACGUGCAGGAGGCAUUUCCCAGCUGAGGUGCCCAGGCCAAGCCUCGCUGCAUCGUCAGAGCAGCGAUGCUGCCUCCGAGCCCCGCGCUGACAGCUGGAGCACGUGUCACCGAGCCGCAACGGAUGAUGCAGCCACAAGGUGUAAAUGUCACUAAUGAACAAAUUGCCUCGUGCCUGGGAGAGGCUAAUCCAUCACGGCUGGGGACAGGGAUCUGACAGGGCCGGCUAUUUCGGGUGCAGCCUGUGGGGAGGAACCGCUUCACGUCUCAGCUGUCCCCUCUGCCCAGGGAGGCCGAUGCAGGGCUUGGCUCCGCGCUGCUCCCCGCCUCCCCUCCACACCAGCUUGGGGCUCAGCCCUCUCCGUGCCACCAAAGGAGGAACCAGGGGGGCGUUUGGGCUGGCAGGAGGAGCAGACAGACCCUGGGUGGUGUGCCCAGGACAGGGCGAGUUUGGCAGGAGGGUGCUGCACACAGCAUGCCAGCACCGGGGGGCUUUGUCAGUGGUCCGGGGUGCAGGGCUGUGGCCAGUAGUGCUUGCUGCGGUGUUGUACAGAAUGCCACUUGCUCCCCAGUUCAAUCUCAUAGUUUGCCCCUAUAUGAGGUGCCCUCAAGGUGAUGCUACAAGCCAAGCCCCCACCCUGUCAGGGAACACAGCCGGCUGUACUGUGCUGUCUUGGGGCCGUGCACAGCCCCGGGACUGAGUUCGGUGUGAAGAGACCCAGCCCUGUCGAAGCAGAGGGAUGCCGAGCACAGCAGCUAUCCCCCAUGCAUCCUCCCGCUCCUCCACCCCCAGCUGGUGCCCGAAAUCAGCCCGCCGUCCUGGUGACGACAUAUGCCAGCGUGACACCUCGCAAAUCGCUGCCUUUGCGGCUGCGAGCAGAAGCCGAGAGGCUCGGGGAGCUCCUGCCCCCCCUGCACGAAGCACAGCUCGCCAUCUGCCGCAGCCAGCAGCCAGCCCGCGGCACCCGCCGCUGCGUGCGCGCGGUGGAAGCCCCCGUGUCGCUCCCCCCCCCCUUUUCUCCCCAUCCUCCCCCCGUCAGUCUGGCACAGACCCACGCACACCCCACGGGCGACUCGCCGGAGAAGCUGCUGGUGGGUGCUGUCAGCUGUCGGGCUUUAAUUUUAGCGGUGUUUGGAAUGGUUUGAAGCCUUGCAGAGUGGUGGUGAUGGAUGGCCGGGCGGUGUGCGGUGGCCAAGGGGCUCACGGGAGGGAAGACAGGGGGUCUCCAGGCCCCAGGAGGGCCUGCACGGUGCCCCAGGAAUGUGCUUGGAUGGUGGUUGGAAGGUGUUAGCAAAUCUUGGCUGUGCACAUCAAGAGGAGCUGGGAGUAUCCUGGAAAGCAAUUCAGCAUUUUUUCCGGUGAUAAAUUUUCCACGAGCCCUUUCCUUUCCACCGUGCUCCUCGCUGGCUGUGCUGGCUGCUUACUCCUCGGCGUGCUGGAGGGAUCCCACCGCUGCCCUCCCAGCACCAGCUCUCAUCGCCCAGCCCUGUGCCUGGAGCUACGUGCAGGCUUUCCCUGGACCUGGACACCCCCAUUAUGCGCCCCCAUUAUUGCUGAAGCCGCUCCUUCUUCAGCCUGAACCUGACCUGGGCCUUUUCUGCUGUUUCUGAACACGAGUUCUCAUCUCAUUCAGGUGUGUCAUUCAGUGGAAAUAUUUUGUAAAUGCAAACAAAAAGAAACAAAUCUUUUCAAUACCUCGGUCUCGAGGGUGGGAAACAAGGCGUUGGAGAUGCCCGGGUGGGAAGGACUGGCAGCGGCUGCCACUGGCUAUAUUUUCUUGCAGACGUAGCCCCUGGAAGCAUCUGUGAGUGGUUUGGAAGGGGGCUACCCUGAUCUGCAAGGGCUUUGGGGUGACCCACACGGGCAUCCCUCAUGUGGCUGCU
This is a messenger RNA of Cygnus olor (mute swan), 9785 nucleotides long. RefSeq names its product transmembrane protein 151B (gene TMEM151B). The coding region runs from base 110 to 1639 and encodes 509 amino acids. The transcript is spliced from 2 exons. NCBI's taxonomy places the organism in Eukaryota, Metazoa, Chordata, Aves, Anseriformes, Anatidae. The record is from RefSeq and is a predicted model, not a curated record.